Trichechus manatus latirostris (Florida manatee) is the source of this 2565-nucleotide messenger RNA. It is a transcript of the gene NEK4, whose product is annotated as NIMA related kinase 4. Bases 67 to 2436 code for a protein of 789 amino acids. The record is from RefSeq and is a predicted model, not a curated record. Gene Ontology annotation, molecular function: protein kinase activity; ATP binding. Gene Ontology annotation, biological process: protein phosphorylation. Lineage: Eukaryota; Metazoa; Chordata; Mammalia; Sirenia; Trichechidae. The transcript is spliced from 15 exons.
GGGCAUGAGCGGGGCCUCCUGUUCGCUGCCGCCGCUGCAUCCCGACUGUGGGCCUGCGUCGGGAACAUGCCCUUGGCCGCCUACUGCUACCUGCGGGCCGUGGGCAGGGGCAGCUACGGGGAGGUGACGCUCGUGAGGCAUCGGCGGGACGGCAGGCAGUAUGUCAUCAAAAAACUGAACCUCCGAAAUGCCUCCAGCCGAGAGCGGCGAGCUGCUGAGCAGGAAGCACAGCUCUUGUCUCAGCUGAAGCACCCCAACAUUGUCACCUACAAAGAGUCAUGGGAGGGAGGGGAUGGUCUACUCUACAUUGUCAUGGGCUUCUGCGAAGGAGGUGAUCUAUACCGAAAGCUGAAGGAGCAGAAGGGCCGGCUUCUGCCGGAGAGUCAGGUGGUGGAGUGGUUUGUUCAGAUCGCCAUGGCUCUGCAGUAUUUACAUGAGAAACACAUCCUUCACCGAGAUCUGAAAACUCAAAAUGUCUUCCUAACAAGAACAAACAUCAUCAAAGUGGGUGACCUAGGAAUUGCCCGGGUGUUAGAGAACCACUGUGACAUGGCUAGCACCCUCAUUGGCACGCCCUACUACAUGAGUCCUGAAUUGUUCUCAAACAAACCCUACAACUAUAAGUCUGAUGUUUGGGCUCUAGGAUGCUGUGUGUAUGAAAUGGCUACCCUGAAGCAUGCUUUCAAUGCAAAAGACAUGAAUUCUUUAGUUUAUCGGAUUAUUGAAGGAAAGCUGCCACCAGUGCCAAAAGAUUAUAGCCCAGAGUUGGCAGAACUGAUAAGAACAAUGCUGAGCAAAAGGCCUGAAGAAAGACCAUCUGUGAGGAGCAUCCUGAGGCAGCCUUACAUAAAGCACCAAAUCUCCUUGUUUUUGGAGGCCACAAAGGCAAAAACCUGUAAAAAUAAUGUUAAAAAUGGUGACUUUAAAUCUAAGCCUGUUGCUACAGUGAUUUCCGGAAAGACGCAAUCAAAUAAUGAAGUAAUCUCACCCCAACCAUACUCCUCUGAGGGCUCCAGGACAUAUAUAGUGGGAGAAGACAAGUGUUUGUCCCAGGAGAAAUCCGUGGUCGUUGGCCCAUUGAAGACAUCUGCCGGUCUGAAAGGCCACUCCUGCAAACUAGACAUGAGCAAUACUGGAGAAUCACUAGCCACAAUCAGCAGAGUAAAUAUCAAUAUCUUACCUGCAGAAAGGAAGGACUCAAUGGGCGACGGCUUAGUUCAGGAGACUCAACCAGGACGCUUAGAUCCCUCUAAUGCGUUAGAAGAUAAAUGCAAUAUUUCUCAAGUGAAGGAGGAGGGGCUGCAGGAUAACACUAAGUCCGGUGCUCAGCUGGAAAACCUAAUUCCCACAUGGUCCUCAGAUGAUGCCACUGAGGCAGGGGAUGACCCAGUGAAGCUUCUGCAGUCCGUAAGCAAAGACCAAAAGCCAAAGGACCAGGAUCCAGUUGCUGGUAAAUGUACUGUAGAAAAACAGGGCAGAAUCCACCCAGGCUUACAGCCACACAGCUCUGGGUCUGAACCCUCCCUGUCUCGACAGCGACGGCAGAAGAGAAGAGAACAGACCGAGCACAGUGGGGGAAUGAGGCAGUUCCAAGAGGUUUCUCCUAGACAGUUGCCUUCUCUUCCUGCUGUUGGAAAUACAGAUGUCAUGUCGACACAAAAGAACGCUGAACACCAAAGUAGAGAUGUCGGUGCAUCUGUGAGCAGUUCGAGGAGCAGUGAGGGCUCAUCAUUAAAGGAUCGACCAUUAUCAGCAAGAGAGAGGAGGCGACUAAAGCAGUCCCAGGAAGAGACGUUCCCCUCAGGCCCUUCAGUGAGGAGAGCUUCUCUGAGUGCAGUGGGGCCAGGGAAACCUCAGGAGGAAGGCCAGCCUAUCCCUGCUAAACGAUUCUCCUCUGACUGCAGCAUUGCUCAGGAAAAGAAACUGAUCCAUUGUCUGUCUGAGGAGGAGUUAAGUUCUUCUGCAAGUUCAGCUGAUAAGUCAGAUGGGGAUUCUAGGGAAGGUAAAGGUCAUACAAAUGAAAUGAGUGACUUGGUACAACUGAUGACUCAGACCUUGAAACUGGACUCUAAAGAGAGCUAUGAAGAACUCCCAGUACCUAAUCCAGUAUCAGAGUUCAAACUUCAUCGGAAAUAUCGAGACACGCUGAUACUUCAUGGGAAAAUUGCAGAAGAGGCAGAGGAACUCCAUUUUAAAGAGCUGCCUUCAGCUAUUGUGCCAGGUUCUGAAAAGAUCAGGAGAAUAGUUGAAGUCUUGAGAGCUGAUGUAAUCCAAGGCCUGGGGAUUCAGCUUUUAGAGCAGGUGUAUGAUCUUUUGGAAGAGGAGGAUGAGUUAGAGAGAGAGGUACGUUUGCGGGAGCACCUGGGUGAAAAGUAUACGGCUUACAGUUUAAAAGCUCGCCAGCUGAAAUUUUUUGAAGAAAAUGUGAAUUUUUGAGAGUUUGUUCUAAUCUGCUGCCAGAACUAAAGACAUUUUCAAAGAUUUUUCACUUAAAAAAUAAAAGCAAACAAACCCGUAACAAUGGCUUGGAGGCUGUUCAGUGUCCUCUUUGGGAUUUUCUUACUG